Molecule: messenger RNA, 1162 nt
Organism: Leptopilina heterotoma
Lineage: Eukaryota; Metazoa; Arthropoda; Insecta; Hymenoptera; Figitidae
Exons: 4
Coding region: 141-896 (251 amino acids)
Source: RefSeq, a predicted model, not a curated record
AUGGAUCAUUUUCAUUAGCUAUCGAUUUUUUUCUUAUUAAAAAAUAUAUUGCAAUCGUAAAUUUUUUGUCUCUACGUAUAAAUACUGUGAAGUGUAUUUAGACACAGACAUUUCAUAUCACGGUUAGAAGAAAAGUAAAAAUGUUCGUUAAAAUGAUUCUAAAAUUAUUGUGCACCGUUUUCUUGAUAUGUAUGGGAUUCUUUAGUAAUUACAAGAAACUAGUGACAGAAGCACAAGAGAUUCAUGAAAAUUCAAUGAAUAACGACCAGGGAAGUCUACUACUGAAUACCAUUCAAAUAACUAGAACAAAUAUCUACGACGAAAAUUUCCCAGAAAAUUUAAAAGAAAAAUAUAAACUUAGCUCAGAAAAUGUAACAUUCAUAAGAAAACUAAAAAUAGCUAUUAAAUAUUUUGAUACCAUGAUAAACAAUAAUGACUGCUAUGAACCAAGUCUAGAUGACAAUGGUUCUAAAACGAAUUUUUUUAAAGUAAUCGAAUUUGAAAGAGAAAAUGCAGAAAAUGAAGAAGAGUUGAAAUUAAUGACAUCGAAAUGUGAAUUGCCAAUGUUGAAAUAUGAAGAAAUGUUUAGAAAUUAUUAUUUGUUUUUUUUGGAAUAUUUAAAAUAUUUUCCAAUGCAGUUUAAUAAUCAAAAUUAUACUAACUGCUAUUCUGAUAGUUUAAUAAAUGUAAUAUGGGUUAAAAAAUUAGCUCGUUAUUACUUUUUUUAUGGAUUAAAACAGAUUGAAUUAAUUUUCACAGAUUUAAUAAUAGACGAAUUGUCAACCUUAAAGUUCUGUGUAUUAUCUCAGCCAAAAUAUGAGACACUAUUGAAAAACGAUUCAAUUUUGUCAGAAGUCAUUAUGAGUAAACGUUUUGAAUCUUCAAGAUUGCAAUGAUAUACCCAUGGAUAAUGUAAUAAAAAUUGGUAGAUUUAAUUUUCAAAAAGUAGUAGUUUUGCUUUAUCGUGAAAAAAAAAACAUAUUUUAUUUCGACAACAAUUUAGUUGAAAUAAUACAUUUUCCAUGUCAUAGGUGCAGUAAAGAAAUGAAAAAAUUAAUGCCGUCAGAUUGUGUGCCAGAAUUAAAUAGAAAUAAAGAAACAUUUGAAAAACUCUAUAAAUUUUUUGGUCUCCUAAAAAAAUAUUCAACAAAUUUUGUUGGUA